Molecule: messenger RNA, 7101 nt
Organism: Cydia pomonella (codling moth)
Lineage: Eukaryota; Metazoa; Arthropoda; Insecta; Lepidoptera; Tortricidae
Product: neuronal calcium sensor 2
Exons: 5
Coding region: 626-1186 (186 amino acids)
Molecular function (GO): calcium ion binding
Source: RefSeq, a predicted model, not a curated record
GGCGGGGAUGGUCGACGCCGCAGCGCAGCCUGAAACCAGCUACACCUGGGCUGCAGACGUGCUUUCGCAUUGUCCUCGGCCCGGUGCUCAACGGCGCUCACACCGCCGCCGCCUCCGCCUCCGCCACCGCCGUGUCGGUUCGCGUCGCCGCGCCUACCUCGUACCGCGCAUGCUCUCCCCGCUUUUCUUGCGUCCUACUACGUCACUGUUUAAAAUUCUAUACAGAUGUAAUUAACGGCCUACGAGCUGGAUAUUAGUCACAGUCAAUAAUCAUCUUUUGAUUAGAGCUGUCACUUCAUCAACCGAGAGUCCGUGCUCUUUAUCCAUACGAACCACCCGGUUAGAGGAGCACUCGAAAGGGAGCGCGGCAGAGCCGGUAUCGAUCUGAGCGUUUCGUGUGGCCGCUCGUGCACGACGUUUCUCGGGAUAUUCGCCUAGCGGUCGCCGUCGGCGCCGGCCUUGUAAACAGUGCAUUACGCGUCGCGUUUACCUAUUCCAUCCGCGCGAUCAUGAACGCCGAAGCUAAUUAAUAUCGCGGUGGACGCAUCUGAAGAGUGCCUAACUCACAUUUGACUUAAUUUUUGAUUGAUCUCUAAAAGCGGACUUAUAAAAGAGAAUAAACAAGAUGGGCUGUUUCGUCAGCAAAGAUAAACUCACCAAGGAAGACAUGGACUUCCUCAAAACGCACACAUCUUACGAUGAAACUACCAUCAAAGAGUGGUACAAAGGUUUUAAGCAAGACUGUCCGAACGGGAGGCUGACACCGGCAAAAUUCGUCGAUAUGUACAAGAUGUUCUUCCCAUCUGGUAAUGCAGUCGAAUUCUGUGAUCAUGUGUUCCGCACAUUCGACAUGGACAAGAACGGCUAUAUAGACUUUAAGGAAUUUCUGCAGGCGAUUCACGUUACAUCGAGUGGCACGCCUGAAGAAAAGCUUAAAUGGGCCUUCCGUAUGUAUGAUGUGGAUGGCAACGGAGUCAUCGACAUUCAGGAGAUGACCAAAAUUGUUCAGGCGAUCUACGAUAUGCUCGGCGCAUGUUCGAGUAACCGCCCCGCCGACUCCGCCGAGGAGCGCGCCAAGAACAUCUUCGCUAAAAUGGACGAAAACAAUGAUGGCCAGCUCACGCAAGACGAGUUCCUCAAAGGUUGUCUCCAGGACGAAGAGCUCUCCAAGAUGCUGGCCCCUUAAGUGGUUCCCGGCUUAUACAGCCCGCGGUCCGGUCUCACCACCCACCCCUUCACUAUACCUCACGAUAACCCGACGGCGUGCUCCUGUAGACACGACAGCAAUCUAUGAGGCAUAAAGUAAUCCAGUUACACGAUUUAUCGUACCCGCCACUCCUUUUUGGUGAGAGAUAAACGUAUUGAGUACGGAUUAAAAAAAACAUUACUCAUUUGUAAAUAUUUUUCAUAAUUUAUGCACACUAUUUUAUGAACAGUUUACUUUAACACAAUUGCGUGCUAUCCAGUCAAUUACUAAUGAUUUUUGAGAUUAAUUUUAUUUAUUGUUACAAGAUGUAUUUCUUGUCGAUCCUUUUAGUAUUUGCAUAGCGACGUUUGUCUUUCGGCGAGUAAUUACUAAGUGAUGUUUGUGUGGCUGUCGUGUCGGCAUGGUUAACUACGAAGUGUACACAGUAUCCGUGAUAGUUCACUUUGUUAGCGCAGCGGCCGCUAGCGCGAAGUGCAGCCUUCGUUUUCAUUGGUAAAACCCGUCAUUAAGUCAUGCACAUCCGAUACACUCCCGUAAAUAACGUGAGUCGUGGGAGAUAUUAUAAUGCUGAAGUAUAUUUAUAAGAGUAUACAAUAUGGUGAGAAUAAAUCUCGAACAAAAGAGAGAAGUUAAAUGAUUAGAAAUUAGAGGCGGUGAAUUGUAUCGAUAGCGAUAGCUGCGCUUCUUCAUUGGCGUCAUCCACACCGAGCUUUUUCCAAUACGUGUUUACUAUAUAUUUGUGAAAAGAUAUUUGUACUUAGCGAAUAUUAAUGUAACGAACUUAAAGUCAAUGAAUUCUUGAAUAUUAAAAAGUAUUGAAAUGUCCAUUCCUAUUUGAUAAAGUUAAUGUAUGUGAACGAUAAUUGUAUAAGAAGUAUUACAUUUCUGUCGCUGUCGGAUUGUCCUAUCCUAUAUUUAAAAAUAUUGUAUCCGAACCACUAACCUUUCGCAUAGGUCUAUCGCUCGUAGGUCAAAUUCUUCACUAUUCAGCCUUAAUGCCCCUUGACACAUAUUUUCACUACCUAAUAUUUAGGCUCAGUGCCUGCUACCAACUUAAACUUACAUAUUAUAUGUAUUUUGCUAUCAGUAGUGACGAGAUCUCCUUGGCCACAAGAGAGGUUUGUGCUCAGUCAAGAGACUGCAUGUAUGCACACGAGCAUGCAGCGCAGAAGCCAACGUAAUGUAAACGUAACAGGAAGAUUAAUUUGCGACUCAUUACAAGAUGCAUCCUUAUAUUUCUUUUAUUUACUAAAUCAAUGCUUAAAAUGCAUGCUUUUGUUUCAUUUACUGAAUUAGAAUGUAAUAACGUCUAAUGAGUUUAGCUUAUUACUGGAUUUGGUUUUUCGGGGUACUGUUUUAGUAAUAAAUAACCGAAGUGGAAUGCGCGAUAAUCAGCGACAGAAACAGCUACGUGCGUGGCGCGGCGCUCUCAUCCAAGUUAGGUUAGCUCACUUCGUUGCAAUUUUCAUGAACGGACUAUCCCAUUCUUAUUACUAGCUGUCUAACAAGAUUUUACAUUUUCUAUUUAUUUAUAGCCAUUUUUAUAUUGUUGGUGUAUUCAAAGGUAUAAAUAAAAUCAAUAUUUGGUUGUUGGUUGAUAACUUUGGUCAAAUUGUUUCCACACUGCUGUGCCUUCUAGCUCUCUUUGUAAAUAGUUAUCAUUCAUUUUUCAUUCAUCAAUUUAUUGUUUCCUUACGACUGUUAACAAAUUCACUUUACUCAUGGUUUAUUAUUUUCUAUAGUAUUCUUUUUUAUCAAUCAGGUAUAUAUUACUAAUCAAGUUUCUAUUUGACAUCAUUUCUCGGCUUUUUAUUUUUUUUUACUAUUUUUAGGAUCCCGUGUUGAUAGUAGUCUUACCAACCAUUCGUAUUAGUAGCAUACCAGCAGAAUAUAUAAACUCAUCCCCUUGUGCGGGGUGAUAAUGCUAGCAUAAGAAAAAUAUAGUAGGUACUGUCUUUCGAUUCUUCUAUAAAGACAUGAGUGGUUGGCCAUAAUGUAGGUAUUACUCAUUUACUUAAACUAAAGGGUUGCAAUAUUUUAAAUACGUUGAAAAAUUUGUACGACUAUUUAUUAUUUGAGCGAAUCUUACGUUUUAAUCUUGCGUAUAUUUUUUUUAAAUAGGUGCAUAAACAGGUCAAAGUACAAAGUAAACGAACGCACAAAUUGCUAAGCAUAACAACGGAAAGAACUCACAUUACGGUUGAGAUGUUACCUGUAACCUCUAACCGAAAAACCUAGUCUUUGCUGAUGAGGACAAACGUUUUUAAACGUCUCAACCACAAACGUAUAAACAUUGCUUUUUCUAAAAUUAUGUGAUUUUAUAAUACUUACCGAAUUUAUAAUGAAUGAAUACAUAGUUCUAUGUAGUUGCCUAAGGCGCAAAUCAAACGAGGGUUAUUUUUAUGGUAAUUUUAAUCUUAGUAUUCUUGUGAUUUACUAUUCAAUAUCCCUGGGACAUGGAGUUGAACUAUAUGUUAUAAAAUUAUGAUAACAUGAAAAUAUUUAUUCGUUAGCUAUGUGUACAGUCGCGAAUCGCACCUAAUUCAUAACAUAAGACGGCGCUUCUAAAAACGUAACAGCAAUUCACCCAAAAAAGAUUAAGGAAACGUACUAGUUACGUCUAGAGCCCGUUUCUAGAAUAAUAAUAUCAUACAAAUUAAGAAUGCUUAUAUUGAGAAACGGCCACCGGGUCUUUUGUAAAGAAUCUGUGUAGAAUAUUUUAUUUAAUACAUUCCAAAUACUUUGAAAGUCUCCCAAUACUUUACUCUUUGCCUGUCACCUGUUCUGCAAGCAGUGCAAUAAAAUGUCUUUAGUAUGUAUGCAUUGAGUGCUCCUACCGGGCAUUCAUUCAUAAUUUUAUCAGAUUUUACUCUAGUUCUCUAUCAAGAUAUUCUAUAUCAUGAAGGUUAUGUUGAGGAAUCUCAUGUGGGUGUAUACCCCAUAAUAUCAUGAAUAUUAAUAAAUCCUACCAUUUAGGUUUACAUUUACUUUUGUACCGCCAGUUUUCAAGUGCGGUAAGUAUGUUGAGUACGGCCUACGAAAAUGUUGAUUUUGUCUUUAACUUCAACCGCUUUUUAUCACUUAGGUACACUUUUUAUAUACUUGUUUCUUUUAGAACGUGAUAACUAUGCUCAAUAUUUUCUUACGUCGACUAUACCUCGAGAUGCAAGUUCACAAACCAUGUUAUAGACGUUCCAUACAUAAUUAUGCUGGAGGAUGUUUUAUUCAACACUUCACCGAUGCAUGCAUCUUUUGUGUCAUUAAACCAUUACUUAGUUAGGUAUAAAUUCUUUUUAUUAGGAUUUUAUUUUGAAUGGAAUAACACAAAAAUGAAAUGACUGAAUUUAUAAAACUAGGGAAGAGGGAUCAAUGAUACUCAUUCGGACCUGAAAAUAGCUCGCAGACAGGGUCUCGUGUAACAUAUCACAGCAUUAUUUAUUCAUUGAUUUUAUUCUGAAUGCUGUAUUAAAUCCUGCGAUCAAAAUCGUAUGUACACGCGUAGAUACUCUCCAAUUUAGUUUCACACGCUCACUAGCGAUUUUACAUAUGAAUGAAUUAAUACAUAUCUCAUCAAUUGAGAAGUUACACUUCAAAUUCUCGGUCAAUUAGUGUCAUUACUCUGUUGUGUCAUUAUCGCGACCCAAGCUUAUGCGUCAGUGGUUAUAAUUGUAUUACAAAACUAUUAAGUAGUCAGUAUUAGUAACUAGCUAUAUGUACUUACUCGUUCCCACAUUACGACUUUUCUAUCUCGCUACUCACAGAGAUGUGUCGGUCAUCUUUAACUUAAUUACUUGCACCUUUACAGCACGGAUCUAUUAAGAGCGUAUUUGUACUUAAUUAUAGAAAUGUCUCAUUCUGUAGCAAUAUCUUAAUGGCGAACUUUGCUUUUCUUCUACAUGCUGCAAAAUAUGAAUGUGCCAUAUAUGUUGCCAUAAAUAACGUAAGCUACAAUCGAAAACCAAAAGGGCGAUUAAUAAGCACAUUUAUGAUUAAUUAAUAGAAAACAUGUAAGCGUGUCGAAAAUGCUACUCUGUAGACAUUAAACUGGUUAUGACCUGAAGAAGUUCCGCGAGUGACGCGAGUCGAUUGGUGCGUUAUAAACCUAUGUAGAGCGUCUUUAUUGUGUGAUAAAUAAAAAAUAAAGGUAGCUAUAGUCAUUAUAACAUUAUGUUAUGCCAGCUAUUUAUAUUUUUGCGUAAUUAUUUGAGUUGCAGUAGCUACCAGAAGAAUUUUCGCAUGGAUAGCUAACAAUAUUCUGCUAUUUGGCUGCACAAAACGGCCUACGAAAACUUUGAACAUUUCUGUACAGUACCCCUAGUGUAAAUAAAUUCGAUUUUGAAACGUGACGUACGCGUUUGCGUUUAGUCUCAUUUUGUAUGGGUUUUUGAACAGCGCGCCAAGCGGGACGUUUUGGAAAGUCAAAAAUCUCAUACAAAAUGACACUUAACGCAAACGCGUACGUCACGUUUCGCUGUCGAAAAUAUUUACAGUAGGGGUACUGGAUUCAACUGUACCUAGAAUAAAGUUGUUUAUGUCAUAAAAAUCAAAAGACCAUGGAGCUACUUUUGUAAUAACUGGCAUUAAUUAUCAAAUUAAGUAUUAAUUCAUCUUGCAAACAAGCGUGGAAAAGAAAAUUGCCGUGGAAAUCCGCUUUUUCAAUGUAAUUUAUUGAGUGUUAUUUGCUGUAAAACAUUUAAUUUUGUAAUUUUAGAACAGAGUAGUAUUUAUCGCAUUCUAUAAACAUACUUAGAUCUCCUUUUUUAAGUAGUUAACUAGUUUAAUAUACUACACCAAAGUGGUGUGGCGUCAAACAUAUCUGUCCAAUCCAGAGAUACUGGUUCACAUUUUCUUUACGAGACAACUUAUGUAAUUAUAAAAACGUGAAUAUAUAAUUGCAUGGACGCCUUGCCACAGUUAAGUUAUGAUAAUGUAAUACAUAUGUAAUAAAACGUUAACACAUGUAUAAGGGCCCGUUGUACCAAACCGCCUGUCAACAUCAUUGUAGUUCGUGAAAAAAUGCUUGUAUGAUAAGUUUAACAGUUCUGUAUUGGGUGACAGCAGCCGCCACCAUAUUUGGCGUAAAUCACUUUGUUGAUGUGCGUGGUGCAACUUGCCCUUAAACUAUCUAACUGUAUCAGAUGACAAUGUUAUUUAACAGGCAUCUAUUUACCACUUAAGGGGCUCCAUAAGGCAAUCAACUAAUUAUAGUUUUACAUCUAUUAUAUUAGGCCGCUAAGCUUUUAAUAAACUAUAUUAUUAUUUCUUUGUUAUACUCUCGAACCACUUAAUUUAGCUUUUGUGGUAGCAUUCUAUCCGAUACUAUUACAUUUGGCUGGACACAUUGUAAGUAUGCAUAAAAUACAAGUAUUUGGGCAAUUUUUUUUUAUAUGCGUACAAUCAAUAUGAACACACAAAAAGACCAAUCAAAUUCAACUCGCAAUGAUCCAAAGCGGCAUUCAAAAUGGAGCCCUUUAGUUGGUAAAUAUUUUAAAUAAUCAACAUAAAUAACGAAAAAUUUUGUUCUGAAUUAUUGUAUCAAUUAUUCACAGUUCAUAAUCCAUGCUAUAAUUUGACCAGCCACUAUUGUAUACAUUAUGUCUUGACGAUUGCGAUUCUAUCCAAAGAGUUACUAUUCUAAUAAAAUAAAAUAUAUGUAAGUCUGAGCCAAUGUUUACAGCCUACUCAUUCUUUACAGAAACAAUGAUCUGUCGUUUAGCAGUGUAAUGUAGAGCAUAUCCGGUGUCAUAUAGUGUUAUAGAUAGGCACGUAAACUAGAUGAAGUAACCACUGUGUCCCCAUGAAGUCUCUGUUGUAUUUCUAAGAAUAAAUAUUUUUAUUGAUUCACAUUUUGCCUAUUCAUGUAUAAUAUACAAAAUACAAAAAUAGUUCUUAAA